AACACAACAAUUGAAUGGUAUCUCCAAACUCCGAAGUCCUUAAUUACGUUUCUUGGCAUGUACGAAUGUUAAUAUUCGCCAAAUCGCAGUUUCAAUUUCGAAGACCCACUUCUCAUUUCUCUCACAAAUAAACAAUCGGAAUCCGGUUGUUAAGAGUGAAUUUUCAUCUCUGGUUUGUUCAAUUGUUUAUCCCCAAAAGAGAAAGAACUCAGCGAAAAAGAAGUAGCAUCUGCAUCACAUUCUGUUCCCUCUUUUUUCGUCUUUAUUUUUAUUAUACUUUUUCCCCUGCUUCACCCUUCCUAAUAUGCCAAUUCCAAAACAUGACUCUCAAUCAAAGUAUCAAUCUUUUUGGCUCCUUCUCCUACCCAACUACAAAAAAUUGAAAAUUCAGCUUCCCCUGCUCUUCACUCAAAUCCCAAUAGUUGUGAUUCACCUUGUUGCAUUGGUGGUAGCAGGACCAUGGCCAGCACAAGUGGCAUAUGGAGUCCUUUUGAGACUGCUGAUUGGAGAAAGAGGCUUGCGGGGGUUCAUACUAGAAAUGUCGAGGACAUCCGAGACGAGGAAGGUGUUGUGGACACUGAGAUUGUGCCUUCUUCACUUUCUGGACUUGUGCCUGUUCUCAGAGCAGCUCUCGCCAUUGAAAAGGAGAAUCCAAGAGUUGCCUAUCUCUGUCGUUUCCAUGCAUUUGGGCUGGCCCAUAAAAUGGAUCCUACAUCAAUUGGGCAUGGUGUUCGUCAGUUCAAGACCUACCUAUUGUCCAAACUUGAAAAGGAAGAGGAGCUUACAGUGAAAUUUAGGACGAGAAGGGGUGAUGCUAAGGAGCUGCAGGACUACUACCUACAAUUCUAUGAAAAGAAAAUCCGUGAUGGAGAAUUUAGCCAGAGGGAGGAGAUGGCUAAGAAUGUUCAGAUUGCUGCUGUAUUGUAUGAAGUGCUGAAGACUAUGGUAGCUCCUCGAAGUAUUGGGGAUAAGUUAACAACAUAUGCUGAGGAUAUUGAGAAGACGAGGGAACAAUAUGAGCGCUAUAACAUCCUUCCAUUAUAUGCUCUUGGUGUUAAACCAGCAAUCAUGGAACUUCCCGAGAUCCAAGCAGCAAUGGAUGCAAUAUUUAGGGUGGAUAAUCUUCCAUUUUCAGUAAUUCGUGCAAGACCUGAUGUUUCUGGUGAUGAUUCUACAAUGCCUACGGAGAAGCUUAAAAAAGCGAAUGAUAUAUUUGAUUGGAUUGCCUCAGUUUUUGGGUUUCAGAAAGGAAAUGUAGCAAAUCAAAGGGAGCACCUUAUAUUAUUACUUGCCAACAUGAAUAUAAGGAACAGUGCUGAAUCAACUAAUCAGCUCCAUGCAGAAACUGUGGAAAAGUUGAUGGCUACAAUUUUCAAAAAUUAUAAGUCAUGGUGUGAUUAUCUACGUUGUGAAUCCAAUCUUUGGUUUCUAGAGGAUUAUGACAAGCAACAGAUGGAGCUGAUUUAUAUUGCACUUUAUCUUCUAAUAUGGGGAGAAGCUUCAAAUAUUCGCUUUAUGCCUGAAUGUCUUUGCUAUAUUUUUCAUCAUAUGGCCCGUGAUGUCUAUAAGAUUUUAGAAAAUAUUACCAUUCAUAUGAUGAGCAUAGACCCAGUCCAAGGACAUGAUGAUGAAUAUUUUCUGAGGGAAGUUAUAAGUCCAAUAUAUCGAGUUUUAAUGCAGGAAGCAAGGAGAAACAACAGAGGCAAGGCCAGUCAUUCCAAUUGGAGAAAUUAUGAUGAGCUCAAUGAAUACUUUUGGUCAAACAAAUGUUUUCAUGAUCUAAGCUGGCCAUUGAAUUUCAAAGCAGAUUUUUUUAGGCAUUCAGAUGAGACACAUGAGACAGCACGCCGGGGACAUAGCCAAGCAACCAUUGGAGUUUAUAAGAGGAAAUCCAAAACAAAUUUUGUUGAAGUUCGUACAUUUUUGAAUUUGUAUAGGAGUUUUGAUCGAAUGUGGAUAUUCUUUAUAUUGGCUCUACAGGCAAUGAUUAUCAUAGCAUGGAGUUCCUUGGGACCUGUUGGCGUGUUUUUGAAUUCAAAUGCCUUCGAAAAUGUUAUGACUAUAUUCAUUACAUAUGCUUUUCUCAGGUUUCUUCAAGCAUGUCUUGAUAUUAUUCUCACAUGGAAUGCAUUGAGGAAUAUGAAAUUCACUCAAUUGCUUCGAUAUUUUCUGAAAUUUGUGGUAGCAGCUGUUUGGGUUGUUGUUUUGCCAAUCUGUUAUUCUAAAUGGGGGAAUCAGUCGCUUUACACCUAUGCUGUUGUACUAUAUAUGUUACCAAACAUAGUGUCUACAAUACUAUUUUUCCUUCCUCCUGUGCGGAGAACAUUAGAGUGCUCAAAUAUGCGAAUCAUUACCUUUUUUAUGUGGUGGGCUCAGCCAAAAUUGUACGUAGGCAGAGGCAUGAAUGAGAGUAUGUUAUCAAUGCUAAAGUAUACCCUUUUUUGGAUCAUGGUGCUAAUUAGCAAGCUAGCAUUCAGCUACUAUGUGGAGAUUUUGCCCCUUGUUGGACCGACAAAAUUAAUCAUGGGGAUGUCUAUAGAUAACCACCAGUGGCAUGUGUUAUUGCCAGAAAAUGAGACUCAUAAUAUAUGUGUUGUCACUGCAAUAUGGGCUCCAAUUAUCCUGGUUUAUUUUAUGGAUACUCAAAUAUGGUAUGCUAUGUAUGCCACUCUAUUUGGUGGUAUUGUUGGAGCCUUCAGCCAUGUGGGAGAGAUAAGGACACUUCGAAUGCUUCACUCCAGAUUUCAAUCUAUACCAAGAGCUUUCAGUCAGCGAUUUUGGACUGGAAGAGACAGAAAGACUAAACAGGUGGAAUUGGAUGAGACAUAUGAACGGAAUAAUAUUUCAUACUUUUCUCAGUUUUGGAAUGAGUUUAUAAAUUCUAUGAGAGAGGAAGACCUCAUCAGUUACAGGGAUAGAGAUUUGCUUCUAAUUCCAUACAGUUCAACUGAUGUUUCUGUCAUUCAGUGGCCUCUAUUCUUGCUUGCUAAUAAGAUUCCUAUAGCUGUUGACAUGGCAAAAGAUCAUAAGGAGACUGAUGAUGAUUUAUGUAGAAAGAUUAGGAGCGAUGCGUAUAUGACUUCAGCAGUUGUUGAAUGCUAUGAGACUGUCAAGGACAUCAUACUGAUUCUUCUGCUAGAUGAAGAAGAGAGGCUGCUUGUAAGCAGUAUAUGCGCUAAAGUAGAACGGUGCAUACGAGAAGAAACAUUUGUCAAGGAAUUCAAGAUGAGUGGAUUGCCUUCACUCAUUGAUAAGUUAGUGAAAUUCUUAAGUCUAUUUUUGCAAUCUGCAGAUGGCAAAAAAAAGUACCAGAUAGUGAAUGUCCUGCAAGAUAUUGUAGAAAUCAUCACACACGAUGUUAUGGUUGAUGGCCAUUUGUUUCAGCAAACACCUCAGCAAUAUCAUGCAGAGAGAAAGGAGAGGUUUGUCAACAUCGAUACUUCUCUUACACACAAAAGAUCAGUGAUGGGAAAGGUUAUUAGGCUUCUUUCGCUUUUGACAGUCAAGGAAUCAGCCAUAAUUGUGCCCCAAAAUCUAGAAGCCCGACGCCGUAUUACAUUCUUUGCAAACUCCUUAUUUAUGAAUAUGCCAACGGCUCCCAAAGUUCGGGAGAUGUUGUCGUUCAGUGUUCUAACACCGUAUUUUAAAGAAGAUAUUGUAUAUUCUGAUGAGGAAAUUAAUAAGGAAAAUGAAGAUGGACUAUCAAUUUUAUCAUACCUAACCAAGAUAUAUCCCGAUGAAUGGGCCAAUUUCAGUGAACGACUAAAAAGUGAUCAUCUUGAAAAUGAUAAGGAGUUAGUUUGUCUGUGGGCAUCUUGUAGAGGGCAAACACUAUAUCGAACAGUGAGAGGAAUGAUGUACUAUUGGCAAGCUUUGAUCCUUCAGUGCUUCAUAGAAUUUGCUGGAGACACUGCUCUCUCUGAAGGCUUUCGAAUAAAGGAUUACUACAAUAAAAAUAAGAAGUUUCUCGACAUAGCACAAGCUAUGGCUGAUUUAAAGUUCACCUAUGUUCUUUCUUGUCAAGUGUACGCUAAUCUUAAAAAGUCCAAAAAUCCAAGAGACAGAAGUUGCUAUAGUAGCAUUCUCCGUCUGAUGUUUACGCAUUCAUCCCUUCGUGUUGCUUACAUAGAUGAAAUAGAAGAAACAAAGGAUGGAAAACCUGAGAAAGUUUAUUACUCUGUUCUUGUCAAGGGAAGGGAGAAAUAUGAUGAGGAAAUAUAUCGCAUCAAGCUACCUGGUCCUCCAACAAUAAUUGGUGAAGGGAGACCUGAAAACCUAAAUCACGCAAUUAUAUUUACUCGUGGAGAAGCCUUGCAGACCAGAGAUAUGAAUCAAGAAAACUAUUACGAAGAAUCUUUCAAAAUGAGAAAUGUAUUAGAAGAAUUUCAAAAAGCACAUAGCGGGCAACGACAACCCACCAUUUUGGGCAUAAGAGAGCAUAUAUUUACUGGAAGUGUUUCUUCACUUGCCUGGUUUAGGACCAGCUCCGUGACCAUUGGCCAACGAAUUUUGGCAAAUCCUUUAAGGGUCCGAUUUCAUUAUGGUCAUCCUGAUAUAUUUGAUAGAAUCUUCCACAUAACAAGAGGUGGCAUAAGCAAAGCAUCAAAAGUUAUAAACCAAAGUGACGAUAUAUUUGCAGGGUUCAAUUCAACACUACGUCAAGGAUUUAUCACACAUCAUGAAUACAUACAAGUAGGUAAAGGGAAUGAUGCUGGCAUGAAUCAAUUAUCGCCUUUUGAGGCUAGGGUUGCAAAUGGAAAUGGAGAGCAAACACUUAGUCGAGAUGUUUAUCGACUUGGCCAACGAUUUGACUUUUAUAGAAUGUUGUCGUUCUACUUCACAACAGUUGGCUUAUACUUCAGUAGCAUGGUAACUGUAUUAACUGUGUAUGUCUUCUUAUAUGGACGUUUAUAUAUGGUUUUGAGUGGAGUUGAGAGAGAAAUUCUUCAAAGUCCUAAGAUACAUCGGAGCAAAGCCCUUGAAGAGGCCUUGGCAACUCAGUCUGUUGUUCAGUUGGGCUUACUGUUUGUGCUGCCAAUGGUUAUGGAAAUUGGCUUGGAGAAGGGAUUUCGCACUGCCUUGGGUGAUGUUAUCAUCAUGCAGUUGCAGCUAGCCUUUGUGUUCUUUGCUUUCCAGCUUGGAACAAGAGCUCAUUAUUACGGGAGAACACUCUUGCAUGGGGGUGCUAGAUAUAGACCAACUGGUCGGGGAUUUGUUGUCUUCCAUGCAAAGUUUGCUGAUAACUACAGGAUGUAUUCACGAAGUCAUUUUGUGAAGGGUCUAGAGAUUCUCAUACUACUGAUUGUUUAUCAAGUCUAUGGGGAGUCAUACCGCAGCUCCCAUCUUUAUUUAUUCAUCACAAUCUCAAUGUGGUUUUUGGCCACUUCCUGGUUGUUUGCUCCUUUCUUGUUUAAUCCUUCUGGCUUUGAUUGGCAAAAAACAGUGGAUGAUUGGACAGAUUGGAAGCGGUGGAUGGAAAAUCCUGGUGGCAUUGGUAUUGAAUCUGAUAAAAGCUGGGAAUCUUGGUGGGAUGAAGAAAAUCAACACUUGAAAUACUCAAAUAUCAGGGGGAAAAUAAUUGAGAUAAUUCUUGCAUUUCGCUUCUUUAUGUACCAAUAUGGAAUUGUCUACCACAUGGAUAUUACUCAUCAUAACAAAGAUUUGCUGGUAUUUGGACUUUCUUGGGCAGUUUUAAUAAUAAUACUCAUUGUAUUAAAGAUGGAAUCAGUGAGAAGACAAAGAUUUGGCAGUAACAUUCAGCUCAUGUUUCGUAUUUUCAAGGCAGUUCGCUUUCUUUGCCUCUUGUCACUCAUGACAGUACUAUUUGUGGAAUUUGGACUUACCAUAUCAGAUUGCUUUGCUGCUAUUAUCGCCUUCAUGCCUUCUGGAUGGGCCAUUAUUCAGAUUGCACAAGCAUGGAAGGUAUGGCUGAAAGGAGUUAGACUAUGGGACACAGUGAAAGAUCUAUCUAGAGCUUAUGACUAUGUAAUGGGAUUAAUAAUCUUCAUGCCAAUAUUCGUUUUGUCAAGGUUCACGAUUGUGUCAGUGUUCCAAACCCGCUUGCUAUUCAGUCAAGCAUUUAGUAGAGGGCUCCCUAUUUCAACAAUGCUUGCUGGAAAGGACACUUAUAAAUCUGAUUGACAUAUUAUUGAAUUACCAAGGAAUUUGAAGUUCAGAUUGAUUAGAAAUUGAUCUCCAACUUGCAAGAUAUUUUGGGAGCUUUGUACGAUUUCCUUUUACUUUUCUUACUAAAUUUACUGACUGAGAAUAGAAAGGACCAAUGAGAAUCCAACGUCAAGACAUUGACUAAAUUAAAGCAGUACAGCAGGACUUUCACGUUUUCAAAUUUCAUAACUCUAUAUAUUUCUUACAAUAUAAAUGGUAUUUAGAAGUCAGAAACAUCUAUCCUAAUUUUACUUUUUUUUUCUUAGUCAUAUGUAAAAUUUGAUAUUUUAUUAUUAUUCUUAAUUUAUUCUUUGCUAAAUAC
This is a messenger RNA of Cajanus cajan (pigeon pea), 6487 nucleotides long. RefSeq names its product callose synthase 7. Gene Ontology annotation, molecular function: 1,3-beta-D-glucan synthase activity. Gene Ontology annotation, cellular component: 1,3-beta-D-glucan synthase complex; plasma membrane. The record is from RefSeq and is a predicted model, not a curated record. Gene Ontology annotation, biological process: (1->3)-beta-D-glucan biosynthetic process. NCBI's taxonomy places the organism in Eukaryota, Viridiplantae, Streptophyta, Magnoliopsida, Fabales, Fabaceae.